Oreochromis aureus is the source of this 5234-nucleotide messenger RNA. RefSeq names its product proline rich 33 (gene prr33). NCBI's taxonomy places the organism in Eukaryota, Metazoa, Chordata, Actinopteri, Cichliformes, Cichlidae. The transcript has 3 exons. The record is from RefSeq and is a predicted model, not a curated record. The coding region runs from base 161 to 3310 and encodes 1049 amino acids.
GUCGAGUUGGGCUCGACAUGAACCUGCCGCUCUGACACUCCGGGCUGGGACAAGCAGGCAGCAGCCGGCCGGCCGCGCCCCAAGCAGCAGUCGCACAGGAACCUGCCUGGAGUGCUUUUGAACAUCAGCAACAAGUUUUUACCUGGGUGCUGAAGCACUCAUGGCUGUCGCUUAUGGUAGUGUCACCCAGCCAGGCCUGCUUUCCCAGCAGUACCCCCCACCCCUGCUUCCCAAGCCUGGAAAGGACAACGUUCGGCUUCAGAAACUCCUCAAAAGGACUGCCAAGAAAAAAGCUUCUGCUCAAGCAUCACAGUCUACCGCACCUUUCCGCUCCAGCCUCUCCCCUGUAAAUGAAGCAAGCCCUGACCUCGAACACAGUGACCACUCCACCCCACCUCGCACUCCAGACACACCACAGAGCAUCUACAGCAACCAACAGCCGCCAAGGUUCACCAUCAGGCUGCCGUAUCAGCAUGUGGCAUCGCCAUACCCACAGCGUGCAGCUUAUGGCAGAGGAGCUAGGAUGUCACCUCCAACAGUGGCAAUGCCUUCAUACUCUUACUCUCAACAUGUCACCACAGUUUCUUACCCAGUUUACCCUGCAGGAGUCUCAGCAGCCCUGGGGCAAGUCACUCAGCCAGGGCCACCCAAAGUGCUGCUGUUGGCUUCUGAGGUGACAGUAUCUGCUGCUGAAUUGGACAAGCCAGCUUUUAGCACAUUAGUUGAAACCCAUGCUGGUCUCAGACCUACAGCUGUAGCAACCACACCUUCAAAACCUAGAAGUCCAGGUCCAACUCCAUUUACAAUAGCUGGGGGUCAGCCAGUGAUUAGACCUCUCACUGUGUUGACCCCACUGGUCAAACCCAGAAGUCCACGUCCAACAUUUAAAGCAACUGAACCCUCAAGAUCACCCAAACCCAUGUUUGAUGUCCCUCAAAUUAGGAUGUACACUGCAAGCACAUCAUUUUACGAGACUUCCAGGAUGCCACCAGUGUAUGACACAGCUGGAUUAACUGCUAUUGGUAGUACAUUACCUCAAAGUAAGACACCAGUUGAGACAAAACAAGCUACUCAGAGAACAACACCAACUUCAGAUAUUAAGAGAGGCAUUACACCAACAGCAGAGAUCAAUGCCACCAUUGUUCCUACUUUGGAGAUCAACACAGCCACAUCAACAUCUGAAAUUAAAAGAGCCACCUCACCAGCCGAAACAAAAAGAGCCACCCCACCAGCCGAAACAAAAAGAGCCACCCCAACUGCCGAAAUCAAAAGAGUCACACCAACUGCCGAAAUCAAAAGAGCCACCCCAACUGCCGAAAUCAAAAGAGUCACACCAACUGCCGAAAUCAAAAGAGCCACCCCAACUGCCGAAAUCAAAAGAGUCACACCAACUGCCGAAAUCAAAAGAGCCACCCCAACAGCUGAAAUCAGAGAUAAAACACCAACUUAUGAGUUCCAAACAUCAAGAACUGCAGCAGGAAGGCCUAAAACACCAGCGUACCAUGUAAACCGCGCUGCAACACCUGUCUUUGAGAUCUCAAGACCCAAUCCUCUCUUAUUUGCAGUGUCACCAGUUACAGUAGAGUCAGAGUGGUCGAGAGCACCUCAAACAGUGGUAAGCAGUUCAUCUGCUUCCCAAAGUGUGAAGACUACAGUGCCUCUUGAACAAACACUAAAUGGGGACAUCCACUCAGACACGAUGCCUUCAGCAAAACCAAUACAACCGAGUAUUACAAAGUCAAAGUCGGAACCCGAGCUGUCGAGCAGAAAGAGUUCAACUGGGUCUGAGGAGCCCAAAACUUCAAUAACACCAGCAGUGACUGGGUAUCAGAGGGCUAAGACUCCAACAUAUGAGGCAUCCCGACUUAUGACCACAUCACCUGGCUAUAAAAGACCAAAGACACCCACCUAUGGGACAUCACCUUUAAGUGGGUCACCUAUAGGCUUUCAGAGACCUAAAACACCAAGUCAAGUGUCUCAAAAGUCAAAGUCUAGUUAUCGUGGACUCACACCGGCUGAAUAUGCUGCUUAUGGAGGAAUCAGAACUUACUCUCCAGCAUUUGAUAUUUCAGUUUCAACUACGCUGACUAAAGAGGAUGAUAAAGCUAAAAGAGAGAUCUCCGAAGAAUCAAAAGCCUCCAGCCAAGAACCCCCUGAGCCAUCUACAGUCAAAGAAACACCAAAAGAUGUUGCUCAAUACCACCAGAGAGAUGAGAAGGUUGCUGCCACACCUCCAGUCCCUUUUAUUGUUGUUACACAAGCAUCUGACUCACCAGGAGCGAUGUUAACACAAGACACGAGCACGGUAUCUGGUCAGGUUGCAGAAAAAGGAGAUACAACAAUCAUUCAACAAAUGCCAAAGACUAUACUUUCAACAGCAGAGAAACAGAAAGUGGAAACACUUAUUCAAGAAACUAAACCAAAGACCCCUGAGACAAAACGUCCUUUUCCUAAAGGUGGAGACCAAGAUCCCCUGAAGGCAGUAAAGAAACUUCUAGGUAAAGAAAAAGCCCUGACUGCUGAGCAGAAAUCUAUACCUGAGAAAAAUGCUGAUGUCUCAGAAAUAAAGGAACAAGGAAAACCUGUAAAUGUCACUAAUAUCGCACCUAAAGGCCCAAAGCCAAGCACUGCAGCAUUUCCUCUGCUUAAGGUUUCUGCUGCUGUAGCAGACAAAGAACAGGACAGGAAAACAGAAUCACCUUCAGAAGUUCAAUCUGCACUUGAGAAAAAGGACAGUGAUGAGAGCCUCCCAGCAGGCGAGUCUCUUCUUAAAGCCAUGUUAAAGCCGAAGGGAAUGAAAUCUAAAGCAAGCGGUUGGUCCAGGCUCAAGAAACACAUGGUGGUGGAGCAGGAGGAGCCCAAAUUCCCAGAGACAGGCUCUGAGGUGGUGGUCAUGGGGCAGGACCAGAAGGAUAUAAAAACAGUGCAGGAGAAGGCUGGAGACGAGCCCAGCGCCCAAAAUGAAAACGAAACCAAAGACACUCCCAAGGCGACACAAAUGUGGGACGCUGUCCUCUUCCAAAUGUUUUCUUCCAAGGAGAACAUCAUGCACCAGAUUGAGUUAAAUAAAAGUGAGGAGGAGAAGAAAGAAGGGAAAAAAGAUGAGCUGAAAGAAAUACCGUCAUUUGCAUACAGGUUGCCUGUGCUGCUGUUCAGUCCAAAGUUUGAUGCUAAAAAGCUCAAAGAGGCAGCAUCGAGGCCGGUCACAAAAAUUUCCACUGUAUUUGAAAUGGGGCUGAUUGGGCGAAAAGGUAAAGAUGAGGAACCAAAAGACUUUAAUAGAACAGCAAGGGGGUUCACCGCUUCUUAAGCUCCACCCAAUAUGAAGUGCCAAGACAAAAACGUAAAAAAACACAAAAAAACCCAAACAAAAACAAAACAGGAUUCUAUGUUUAAUGUACAGAUGCAGAAAAUCUUAGCAACAGAAACAAUGUAAAAGUCUGGAGUCUUAGUCUUUUUUUGUGGCAGUGCUGAAGAAAACUUCGGUCAGAACUUUAUACUUGACAAAUGCUUUGUGUGACUGGCUGACAGGGUGUUAGCAUACAUGUCUGUAUUUGUGCAUUAGCUUGAGAGAGAGCUCUCUUUGUCUUAAAGUCAUUCAGACAUCACACCAAGUGUUGCAAGAGCUUCUCAUUUGUUCUUUUCUUCAAAGUGUUCACAAUAAACAGACACUGUUAGAUUAUGAAUUAGCAAGUUUUUAAAGGUGCCCUGUGGAGUUUUCUAUUAAGAAACAUACAUACUGUUAGCUGUUUAAAAGGUUAGGUUGUUGAGUGUAAUUUUCAUUUGCAAAGGAUUUUGAAAAAUAUUUGAGAUGGUUUAUAUUUCUGGUUCUUAGCUUCCAUCUUUUUCUGCUUUGUUGGUGCAUUGCUACACAUUUGGGCUUUGGCUUCACUCUACCAACUGUUAAUGAAAAGGACAAAACCUAAGGGAGAUUAAAACUGAGUUAUUCUACCUGCAUGAAACAGGUCUUAUAAUGUUUGUAAAACCCACAACAUACUGCUAAUAGUGAUCAGAAAACUCCAUGGGGUACUUUUAUACAGAAAUGUGGAUGCUUAGAAAAAUCAAUUAACUUUUGGUGAAUAAAAAUAUGUUUUUAUGGAUAAUAAAUAAAAUGUAACUGAUUUUAUGAUACAUAAUUUGUUCAAUCAUUAUUCAAAUAUACAGUUUUAUUCAAAAUGGUGCUACUUACCUUAGGGUAAGACUUCUCAUUAGAGUAAUAUAAUUUUUUUUUGCAGGCUGUAGAUGGUUGUGUUUCGUGAAUAAACCUCUUAAAAUCACAUUAAAUGAACAUUUUUGAGAGCGUUUAAAAUCACUAUGAUCUAACAAAAAAGGGUAAAUUGGAGGGAGUUUAUUUAAAUCUGACUAGUAUUAUAAUUUUAAUGGUUACAGGUUACAUUUGGAGCCUCAGUACAUUUUUACACAUGCUUACUCGUAGCUGUACAGUGGUAAAUGCUACAUAAAUAAAAUGAAGCACUGAGCUUAGCUAUGAAAAAUAUAAUUCCCAUAUAAAGUUCAAAAUACUAUAAAAUUAUUUUAGUGAUUUUCGGCUCAACAUGUUAAAUUUUACUGUGACUUAAAGACGGUUGAUGAGGUAAAAGCGUGUGAAAGUUGUUCGAAGAACGAUGAAGAGCAGCCUCCACUGUGAUGGAGGUCAGUGGGAUAGUGAUCUGUGAGGUCAAAGGUGAAGAUACACAGAAGGGAUUUGACUGUAAUGCAUGGUAGGCACUCCAAACUUUAUUUUAUUAGCUUUGUUGUGUUUGUUUUUUUGUCCAGCUCCGAGUCAGGAGAAGUCUUUCACUAGUGAUCUUUCUAGCAUGUGUUGGGGCUACUGAUUAUUGUAGGUACAGCUUAUAAAAGUAAUCUUUAGUUCUCGAAAACUGCUGACACUGUAAAUCUUAAGUAGAGUUACCCUCAUGUUCCGUUUAUUUACAGUAACACAAGAAAUAAAAACUGCUCUGAUUUUUUACUUUCCUACAGUUGGAAAAUAAAUCUUACUCUACCAAAUUCAGUUCUUUUCAUUUUCAUAUCUCUGUCUGGGUAACUCUGUUUGAACAUAGCUUAGCAUUUCAUAAGAAAACCAAACUGUGACUUGUGUCUCUAUUAUUGUAUUUUUGUUAUCACUGCUGUUUUAUUUAAAGUGAAGCACUUUGAGCGGUUUUCUUUUUUUUACGUGAAGCUUGCUGUACUGUCGCCUGCACAAAAGGUACUGAAAAAUAAACUCAGUCUGACUUAAA